Tetrahymena thermophila SB210 is the source of this 876-nucleotide messenger RNA. Its product is annotated as GCC2 and GCC3 family protein. NCBI's taxonomy places the organism in Eukaryota, Ciliophora, Oligohymenophorea, Hymenostomatida, Tetrahymenidae. The transcript has a single exon. The record is from RefSeq and is a predicted model, not a curated record.
AUGCAAGGAUAUUAUGGAACUAAUGCAGAAAUUGGGGGGCAAUGUAAUUAAUGCCCAUCUGGGACUAAUACUACUGCACCAUCUAAUUCUGUGUAGGGAAAUACAAAUUCAUAAGCAAAUGUCAGUGUAUGCAAUUAAUGCUCAUUGAAUUUCUAUAUGAAUACUGCUGCGAAUCCCUCUAAUCCUAUUUCUUCUGCUUAGUGCACUGCUUGUCCUUAAGGUUCAGGUACUUAAAUCGCUUCUAUAACUCCAACUGAUGUUUCUUUUUGCAAUGUAUGUGUUGCUAAUUAUUAUAUGACAGUUGCUGCUUUUAGUCCUAUUCCUGGAGUCAAAGCUUAUCCAGCUAUUUGUAUGCCUUGCCCAGCAAACUCAUCUUGUCCAGUACAGACAAAAAUAGGAACUCUUGUAAAUUGUACUUGUUAUGAUGAAAAUGCUCUUCCAUUUUCAACUAGUUAAGUAACAUGUACAUGUUUAAAUGGUUAUUAUGGUAAUGUUUCGAGUCUUUUAGGAGGACCAUCUGGUUGUACUCGUUGUCCUUAAGGUAUGUUUUCGAUAGGAGGGACCCCAUGUUAAAACUGUCCUCCUGGAUCUUAAAUCUUAAAUGAUUUUAGUGGCUGUACCUGCUUCGAUAAUAGCACAGGAACACUUCCUUGGAGUUUUAAUACUAAUUAAUGUUAAUGUAGUGCAGGCUAUUAUGGAGACCCUUCAACAGCCACAUCUGGAACAACAGGCUCUUGUACUCCUUGUCCUAGUGGAUACACUUCUAUAACAGGAGUAGCCCGUCAAUAAAGUGAUUGCUUUUUAUCUGGUAUGACUUUUGGAGUAGUAAUAAGAUUUUAUGUUGCUAUCUCAAUUUGCAUUUUAAUUCUACUUUGA